Messenger RNA from Daucus carota subsp. sativus, 2381 nucleotides. RefSeq lists its product as uncharacterized. The record is from RefSeq and is a predicted model, not a curated record. The transcript is spliced from 15 exons. The coding region runs from base 63 to 2033 and encodes 656 amino acids. NCBI's taxonomy places the organism in Eukaryota, Viridiplantae, Streptophyta, Magnoliopsida, Apiales, Apiaceae. Gene Ontology annotation, molecular function: ATP hydrolysis activity; 5'-3' DNA helicase activity; DNA binding.
CAAUAAGAAAAAUAACAAUAAAACACACAGGAGUUUGAAGUUGAGAGAAGAAGAGGAGGGCGAUGGAAAAAGGUGGAAGAAACGCCAAGAAAUCAUCUUCAUCUUCAUCAUCCCCUUCAGCAAAAAGCAUGACAAUUGAACAGUUCGUUUCCAAGAUGACCCCUUUACUCGAUAUGGAAAAGGAAGCGGAGAUAUCUGCUUCAAUGAACACGGGUGCGACGAGGAAUUUGGACACUGCUCAAAAGAGGGGUUCCACUAUUCUCAAUUUGAAAUGUGUUGAUGCUCAGACGGGGUUGAUGGGAAAAACUCUACUUGAGCUUCAAUCUAACAAAGGAGAUGUGCUUCCUGCUCACAAGUUUGGGACUCAUGAUGUCGUCAUUCUAAAACCUAAUAAAGCAGAUUUGGGGUCUCCUCCUCUUGGGCAAGGCGUAGUUUACCGUCUAAAGGAUUCGUCAAUCACUGUUGCUUUUGAUGAUGUCCCAGAGGAGGGUUUAAAUAGUCCUCUACGCCUUGAGAAAGUGGCUAAUGAGGUGACAUACCGUCGAAUGAAGGACACGUUGAUACAGUUGAGCAAAGGUGUGCUUAAGGGACCUGCUGCUGAUUUAGUUCCUGUCUUAUUUGGUGAAAGACAACCAGGGGUGUCAAAACAAAAAGUUACCUUUACCCCAAUCAACUCCAACCUGGAUCACUCUCAGAAAAGUGCCAUUACAAAGGCCCUGUCAUCGAAGGACCUUUUUUUGCUUCAUGGGCCUCCUGGAACUGGAAAAACCACAACUGUUGUUGAACUAAUACUACAAGAGGUCAAACGUGGAUCAAAGGUUCUGGCUUGUGCUGCUUCAAAUAUCGCUGUUGAUAACAUUGUUGAACGGCUUGUUCCUCACAGAGUAAAGCUAGUUAGGUUGGGGCAUCCUGCACGUCUUCUACCUCAAGUACUGGACAGUGCUUUGGAUGCACAGGUGCUACGUGGGGAUAAUAGUGCUUUGGCUAAGGAUAUCCGUAAAGAAAUGAAGACACUUAAUGCAAAAUUGCUAAAAGCAAAGGAUAGAAACACCAGGAGGGACAUCCGAAAAGAGCUGAAUAUGCUUUCACGCGAAGAGCGCAAAAGGCAGCAACUAGCAGUUACAGAUGUAAUUAAGGACGCAGAUGUGGUGUUGACAACACUGACUGGAGCAUCAACCCGAAAGCUGGACAGUACUUCAUUUGAUAUCGUCAUAAUUGAUGAAGCUGCUCAGGCUCUAGAAAUAGCAUGUUGGAUAGCUCUUCUAAAGGGUUCAAGAUGUGUACUUGCUGGAGAUCACCUCCAGCUUCCCCCAACCAUCCAGAGUGUUGAAGCUGAGAAGAAGGGACUAGGGAAAACUCUUUUUGAACGCCUUCAAGAACUUUAUGGAGAUGAUACAACAUCAAUGCUCACUGUCCAGUACCGUAUGCACAAUCUUAUCAUGAGCUGGUCAUCUAAAGAGCUAUAUGACAAUAAGAUUGAAGCCCAUUCAAGUGUUGCUGCACAUAUGCUAUUUGACCUCGAGGAUGCAAAAAAAUCUUCAUCAACUGAAGCAACCUUACUUCUCAUAGACACGGCAGGUUGUGAUAUGGAAGAGAAGAAGGAUGAAGAAGAAAGCACUCUAAAUGAAGGGGAAGCUGAUGUUGCUAUAACCCAUGCAAAACGACUUGUUCAAAGUGGAGUCCGAGCUACUGAUAUAGGAAUAAUCACCCCAUAUGCAGCACAGGUCGUAUCACUGAGAAUGUUGAGAAGCAAUGAUGACAAGCUAAAAGAAAUUGAAAUUUCGACAGUUGAUGGUUUCCAAGGCCGGGAAAAGGAAGCCAUCAUUAUUUCCAUGGUUCGCUCAAACUCAAAGAAAGAGGUGGGAUUUUUAAGUGACCGUAGGCGAAUGAACGUCGCUGUGACUCGAGCAAGGCGACAGUGUACCCUUAUCUGUGACACAGAGACUGUUAGUAGCGACAAGUUCUUGAAGCGACUCAUCGAAUAUUUCGAGGAGCAUGGUGAAUAUAUGAGUGCUUCAGAAUAUGGAAAUUAAUCAGCAAGAAAGUUCUGAUCAGUCCUCCUGGCUUUUAUAAAGGCAUAGUAGAUCUCUUGGCCGCCCCCAAGUGAUUUCAUCUUGUUGGUGAUAAGAUAACAAUGCGGCAGUGCAUAUGUUGAACCUUAUAGUGCUCUGUGCCGCUGAGGUUAGUCUUUGGCUCACACUGUGAUGCACCCUGUCGCCAAUCCCACCCCAAUAUAUUUGUGUAAUUUUCGAAACACAUAUCUGGUACUGAAUAAUAGCAAUUCAUAUUGUAAUUUCCUUAAACGCAGUCUUGAUUAUAUUCUUAAAUUAUUUCAUUUUCUCAAAUAAACUGUGGAUAAGGCUUUGAGCCUGUUUGUCUCA